UCAGCUGAAGCAAUAACACCACAAACCAUAUCUGCUGGAAACACACACACACACACACACACAGACAAGCUGCAGAUGCUCCGACUGAAACGACGUGUAAACCAGAAUUUACACGCAGAUUUCUUCUGAGAAGAAAGACUUUUUUUUUUUUUUUUUGUGAAUUUACUACCUCAUAUAAAGAGAAUACCUAAAGCUAUGCUUUAAGAUUUUUGUGUUUUUUAUUGUGUGGUCGUCGCGUUUACAUCUUGAAUAAUUUUGCAGGUAAGACAGAUCUUUGCACCAAGUGAGACCUUAUAUUACACUGCGCCUUCUCUGAGACUCAAAAAAGGCCCAUACACCUGUGAUCAACCUGCCAUCUGUUACAUCACUGAAAAACAACAACAUUAGUGACUAUAGUUAAUAAAAUAGCUAUUAAAAAAAAAACCUUAUAAGGCAGCUAUUCCUCAGGAAACAAAAAACUGUGACCUUUGACCUCCGAGGCAGCCAUGUUCCAGCGGUUCACCAGUUUGUUCUUUGGAAGCGAAGAAGUUACUCCAGAUCUGAAGGGACCGAAGCCCUGUGUGUCUGAGGCUGAUGAAGAGGGAUGGCUCCUGGUCAAUCUGCACGGUGAGGAUGGGCCAGAGGCAGCUUCAGUAGCAUGUGCCCGUCCCCGCAGUGAAUGUCAUGCAUCUCAGAUAUGCGGCCCCUCUCCUCCCACCUGCAGAAACCGCAGGACUAGAGCAAGCAGAAUACAGGCAGCACAUCCUUCCUUCCCUUCCAUCAGCUCUCCUCCUGAUCCCGCCUCCUUCUCUCACCUUGAGUCAGUAGAAGUGAAUGUGUUCUUAAGCGAGCGGGGCUCAAGCUCCUGUAGUGACUGCAGCAUGGAUGAGAGCUGGUUUGUCACCCCUCCCCCCUGUUUUACUGCAGAGGGAGCCACAGCGGAGGCUAGCCCCAUGGAGGACCUCCUCAUCGAGCACCCCAGCAUGUCCGUGUACGUCUCAGCUGGCCCUCUCCCAGUGGAAGAGAGCACCACCAGCCUGGCUGGCAGUGUCAGCCGGAUGUUUGAAUCAGCAGUGCCUGCUGUGACCAGGAGCAGCAUGCCCACACGGGUGACCCGAGGAGCAGCCGCACAGGCUGGAGCCCUUGCUAAAGUCACCCAGGUCUCCAGGGUCCAGAGGGCCAAAGCCCGCACUGAGCGUCGCCACCUGGCACGCAACCGCAUGCAGCGACAAAACCGUGUGCGUGAACAGGUCCAAUGGUGCGCGACCCACACCCGCAACUCCUUCCUGCACCAACCGUGCCAGCGCAACUUUUGCCAUUGAGGCAUCAAAGUUUACAUUGAGGGCAUUAUUACACACCCCAAGAAACCCACACCUCCCAAUGAAUCCCCUACCUUCUUAAUUGACCUCUAAAGUCCUCCUUUUGCUUUUACUGGUUUUAUGUCAAUAAUUUUAUUCAGUUUCAUAUUAAUCAGGUUUGUUUUUGAGCACCAGCCUAAAUCAGUUUCCCAGUCUGGGAGUAUAGCUGAAAAGGAGACACGUGUAAACUCUGUAUCUUUACAUGCAUCCCUCUAAAUGUAUAACAAUGACACUUCAGGUACAUUGGCACUGUUCGUUGAAAUAUAAUCAGGUUAAAUUGUCAAAAGAAUGAGCCAAGCACUGAAUGCUUCAUAGAAACAUGACCCUAAGAUUUCCAGAAGAGAUUCGUACCCUGCAAUGUCACAUUGAAAAAAAGCUACUACAGCAAUGGAAGGGUCACUUAAAAACAACAAGAAUGAUAUGUAUGUAGAUAAAGGUGUGAGCAAGAAUAGAAACAUAUACAAGCAGUUGAGAGUUUGCAGAGCAAGAGAAAUCUAGCGGGAUAUGUUUGUAAAGAGGUCAUUUCAAAGUAGAUGUUGCUGCCUGAUUUUCAGCAUAGUGGUGCUAACUUUCAAAAGUAAUUCAACCCCCAAACAAUUUCAUUUAAUUGUUUGCUAUUAUAUGACCUCUGUUCCUAAACCUAGUGGGAUCCCUAUCUAGACAGCAUCUAGGAAACACCUUUUAUAGGUGUGCUUCCACAAAGGCAGUAUCCUUCAAAGAGAAGACAGUUUCAUUGAAGAAAUCAAUUCAAGAUGGUGGAGAAAGCGGGCACUGUCAAUUCUGUACAUACUCUGAAUGGGAAAAAAUACCCCAGUGUAUUUAAAAAUAGAUAUUUUCACCCAAUAUUUAUGUGUGCUAUGAAUUUGUGCUUAUUAGAGUGUGGCCUUGCGCUAGCUUAGCAACAUGCUAACACCAAACUCUAUUGGAAUCAACUGUAAGCAUCAAAACUCUUGUGCACUUUGUAACUCAUUCAGUACCAAAAGUAUAGAAAACAGCUUAGCAACAUGUUACCAUCAAAAUCUAUUGAAGUCUAUUUUAAUUCAUGUCUCUUGAGGCAGCUUCUUAAGGAAUCUAGCUCACUAGAUUUUGAAACGGAGCCUUCAAGUAAACUGAGGUCGAGUCCAUCAUGAAUAGUACUCAUACUAUGCCAACAACACAUUACUAAUUAUCUUUACAGCUCACAUGAUCAACAUAUAGAACGAGGAGAGGUUGCCAUAGGCUAUGGAUAUAAUUGCUUAGAAUGUGCAGGAUAGUUUAGAUUGUGACUCUUUAUUUCCUUCAUGGAGGAUUACUGAUGGGUGAAUCUCACAAAACAUGUCAAGGUGGCUGCAUAUUGUGCAUAUUACAAUUGCUUUUGAUUUUGGGAUGCAAUUUGUCUUUAUGUUUUUGUGAGAUUGACCACAAAAAAAAAAAAAA
Molecule: messenger RNA, 2753 nt
Organism: Sinocyclocheilus anshuiensis
Lineage: Eukaryota; Metazoa; Chordata; Actinopteri; Cypriniformes; Cyprinidae
Product: tumor protein p53-inducible nuclear protein 2-like
Exons: 4
Coding region: 486-1301 (271 amino acids)
Biological process (GO): autophagosome assembly; positive regulation of DNA-templated transcription
Cellular component (GO): nucleus; autophagosome
Source: RefSeq, a predicted model, not a curated record